Molecule: messenger RNA, 2457 nt
Organism: Echinococcus granulosus
Lineage: Eukaryota; Metazoa; Platyhelminthes; Cestoda; Cyclophyllidea; Taeniidae
Product: ATPase family AAA domain-containing protein 5
Exons: 11
Coding region: 1-2457 (818 amino acids)
Cellular component (GO): nucleus
Molecular function (GO): ATP binding; ATP hydrolysis activity; DNA binding
Source: RefSeq, a predicted model, not a curated record
AUGGCAUCUGGUAACGACUCAAAGGUGGUUUCCGCUGUUCGUACGAUGGAUUUUGCGGAAUUUAUUGCUUAUUUGAAGGAGAACAAAGAAGCAUUUAGUGACGCUAGAGUAUCCCCCCAUUCUACCACUGGAACGAAGCGUCAAACCAUGCAAAAGAAUAAAGCAACUGCGGAUGGUUCCAGCAUUCUAAAGCCCAAAAAACAGAAGUCUCACGUUGAUGGAAAAGUCUCUACGCUGGAUUCAUUCGUUAUAAAGGUGCAAUCGCUAAGGUCUUCAACAGCGGAUGUUUCCUAUGACACGGAGGAGUCUGCUUCAGUGAGCGCAGAUAAUUUGGCAGAUUUCGCAAAAGCAUCACCGAUGUCCUUAAAAACGCUAGAAGUAGCAUCUCCAACAAUGAGUGGGGAAAGCGAGGAUCUACUAGCUUUUGGCAUAAUAAGAUCGCAAAUAGAUACCAAUAAACGCAGGCGUUUGUCUCUACGGGAUGACAAAUCGAGACUGAAUGCUUCUGGUUUACGUGAAUCAAAGAGGAGGAAAACUUGUUUUAAAGAAGAAAAUCAUGUAAAUGGUUCGGUUGGCGCGGAGAUUAGGUCGCCGAGGAACCCCUCCUCUACAGGAACUCCUAUUCUGAACGUUACUAAUGGAGUCUGGCGUUCUGUCGUUCCGUCGAUAUUCUCAAAUACUUCUGCAACAUCUAUAAAGCCCACUAGCGGAUCGUCUCGAAUGUCGAGAAAAAUAAUCGAAUCGUGUUGGGCGUCACGCAUUGCCAAGCCUUCCCGAAAAGAUUCUCUCAGAAGCUCCUCUAGGCCACCCGUUGCGAACAGUAAAGUACCCAAAAAUAAAAUUGAUGUAGUUAUGAUGGAACCUUGUCCGUACCUCAUUUUUGGACCCACAGGUUGCGGCAAAACUUCCCUUGUCUAUGCACUUGCUACGCAAUAUGGAUACAAGGUGUUUGAAGUAAAUCCGUCGUCUUGUCGUUCUGGAAGAGAAGUGACAUCCCAAUGCUCACCUGUUAUGGUAUCUCAGCACGUUUCCACGGAAGCCUUAUCCGCGUCCUCUAGUGCCUCUGACUUAUCAAAAGUCUCGAUUUUGAGUUCCGACAAGGCUAUGUUUCAGUCACGAAAAUCGACACUUGACCCCUAUUCCCUACCCAAUAAGCGACCAUCUUCACGAAAUACCUCUCAAUUAGAUUCCUUGGAGCGCGGUGCGUCUGAAGGACUAAAACUUAUCAACAAAUCGUUGAUUCUUUUCGACGAUGUUGACGUGCUCUUCGACGCUGACCGAGGAUUCUGGCAUGCGGUGGGCAAACUCCUUCAAAUGGGUCGUCGACCGAUCUUCUUCACCGCUUCCGAUCCCUCUGUUCUUCGUAAAAUUCCGGUUCCCUACCAAACUUGCAAACUUCUGCCUCUCGCGUCGUCGGCCCUAGCAAAGCCCAUUCUGCAACGCAUUUGUGAUUCUCGAGGUCUCAUUCUAACUGAUUCGCUAAUGCUAGCUUUAACUCGUCGUGAUGACGAGGACUGUAACUUUGAUAUGCCUGAUUGUAUCUCCUCCACUGCCAAAGAAGUAGUUAACAGUCGAGAAUUCUCGAACAUUCGGCAGUCGAUUGAGAGUACUAGAACAAGUGGUUACGAUCUCAUGAAUGCCUGCAACAGCACAUUCCAUCGUCUUUUCAGUCUUUCCUUCGCUAUUCCUCGGAUUUCCUCUCAAGGUCCUGCAAAAUCAACUGGCAAUGAAUUUGUGGAUGUUUUUGCCUCUGAUGUCGAAGAAAAACCUUUGGUGUCUGAAGAACAUGAAAAACAGUUGAAAACGUCGAAUGUCGUAAAACUUCCGUUACCUCAAUGCAAGAAGCUGUCAGCCGACGUGCUCUCAGAACUCUUUCGUGCAACUGAAUCGCAGGCUCUUUUGGACAUGUGUUCAGCAGUUAGCGGUCGAAAUGAAAUCUCCCGAGGGAUAGAAUCCCUGCCUUUGGAUAUUACAUCGUCUUCAAAUCUGAUGACCGUCUUCGGGGAUGUCUGUUCUGCGCCCCUUUCUGGCAUCGAUCCAGUGGGCAUCAGUGGCACCUUCGCUUGCGAGGAAGAAUGGCGUCGACUCCUACAUUUAACCACUUUGCAUAACCUCACACGUUUGGAGGAGCGGCUACUUUCUCUUCCUGUGGAUUCCGAAAGUCUCUCCUUCGGCAGCUAUAUAGACGAACGCUCAGCUAAGGAUUAUUUUUCUUCUGUAGUUUUCGACAAGGCUGUCGGCACUCUGGCUAGCUUAAGAGCCUUCAACGAGGAAAGGAAGUCAGGAGACUGCUUUUUCCAGAGGGAAUCCGCACUGGAUUUUCUACCAGCCUUGAGGAGCAUCGGCAGAGCGGAGUCGCGUCGAAAGAGCUCAGCUACCAGGAGACGGUUCUUCCACUACUUUGACCAGAUUGGUUUGCGUCUGCCGCAGGAUGUUCGCAAAUUUCUAUCCCAAUAG